AUGAAGUCGCUGUUCGUGGGAAUCGCCUUGUUGGUGGCUGUGGUCGUGGCUCAACGAGAGGAGGCCACGGAAGAGGAAGAAGGAACGGCUGCUGAAUGCACGACACCCGAGUGCCAGCAGCAAGCUGCCAUUCAACAACAGAGGGCACUUCUGCGCCAAAUGCAGUACGAUUUGAUGAAUAUGCUCAACCGCCUGCAUAGCUCCCUCUACACCCAGCAGGUCCUCCUCAAUCAAGACGACCAGCCGUCUUCCACGAGACCCCGAUAA
Messenger RNA from Mesocestoides corti, 267 nucleotides. The record is from the annotation of a GenBank genome assembly. Lineage: Eukaryota; Metazoa; Platyhelminthes; Cestoda; Cyclophyllidea; Mesocestoididae.